Molecule: messenger RNA, 2511 nt
Organism: Hyaloperonospora brassicae
Lineage: Eukaryota; Oomycota; Peronosporomycetes; Peronosporales; Peronosporaceae
Source: the annotation of a GenBank genome assembly
AUGAGCCACGCGACCCCUUCGCGCUACGCGACCGACGGCCACGCGCGCGCGUUCUCCAUCCCGGACGCGGACUUCCAGCGCGGAGACACAACGCUCAAGCGGCGGCGGAAACUGCCGGCGCUUCCGUCCGCCCCUCCCUCGAGCCGCGCGGUCGCUCCGUCUCAGACGCGCUCUAUCGCCGCCAUACGCGCCAGAUCCAAGUCCCGCAGCCGGUUUAUGCCGCAAAUGGGUCCGGGGCAGCACUUUGUUGCGCUCGGCAGUAAUCGAGCGGGCGGUGCAGUUACACAGAACACCAACAAGACGAGUUACUAUCACCCGCGCGUCCCGGAGACUCCCUAUCGACCUUUUCAGCCGCUAGCUGUUGCUGCUGCGGGUGCUCGGCCAUUUGGUGGAAGCCGAUGGAACGAUGGCCCGCAGUCGACGGCUUGUCCCCGACGCAACCCGUCGCCUGCUUUACCACACAGCACGCGAGCCGAGUCGGAGGUACAGGGGAAACAAGACAAAGCAGCAGCAGGAGCCAUGCAACGUACUCAACGAGAGCGCUCGAAGUCUGCAGCGAGACGCAGUGGCGGUGGACCAAUGAGCUUUCAUAAGGAUCUGGAGAUGUCGAGAUCCGGGACCAAGAAAGUGACGGAGAGCAAGCGGACACGCUCCAAGUCCAAGACACGGACACGCUCCAAGUCAAAGGCGCAGACUCGCUCCAAGUCAAAGGCGCGGACUCGCUCCAAGUCAAAGGCGCGGACUCGCUCCAAGUCGAAGACGCGAGAACGAUCUAGAUCCAAGACACGGGAGCGAGAGACGGAACGUGCUCGAAAGCGAAAACGUUUUUUGAGCUGCAGUCAGCUCUUGGGACGCUCGGAAGCUGGUGAUACGAAGAAGCACGACGAGAAAUCGACAAGGACGUCGUCGCAGGGGGAGGCACGAAGCAGUAGAUGCGGUAGUAGUCUGGACGAGAUUGAAGAUGCGAUUGCCAAUGCCGAGCAGGAGUUGAAGCCAAAGAAGAAGGAGUUGGACGACUUGCGUGGACAGAUGGAAAAGUUCCGGAAGCGUGUCGAAGCCAAAGAGCUAGAGGUGUACGACAUGCAGGUAGAUUUAGAUGCGUUGCGAAAGCGCAGAGACCGCCGGUUGCCCUCGCAUCAGAGCGAAAGCAGCCGCGAGGAUAAGCCUGCGAAACGACCCAAGAGCACACAGCGCGAAAGUCGCCAUUCAGUCAGUCGGCCACGACCAAGCAAGCGUCCUUGCAUUGUCGAUGAAGAGGAUGAUGAGGAGUGCACGGACGACGAUGAUGACGUUGUGAUCAUUGAACCGCACGAGAUGAAGCAAGAGUUGGGGAACAGUGCUGCGGCGGCGACAGGCAGCACGGUCGUGCCAGUUGAGGACUCGAUGCCUGAUCAUUUCUGGGGUCGUUCGCCGACGCCUAAGCUGCUGGCAAACCACCGCUUCCGUGCGAUCCCGGACGGCAGCGCUCGCAAGGGUCGGCACUUGGCGUUCAACCCGAUCCAGCCUCAGAUUUUCGCCACGAGCCCCGAUGAGGGAGGCCUUAUCCUGUGGAGUUACCAGCGUCAGGAUCAAGACAUUGCCAAGGUGGUGACGCUGACGCCGUCGUCGUUCCGGCGGAGUAGUCCGUGUGCAGAGGCUGUAUCAUGGAGUCCGGAUGGAAACCGCAUGGCCAUGGCGUUUCGUGAUCCUGUGGAUGACAAGGGAGAGCUCUGCAUUGUGCAGCUUCACCAGCUCAAGCUCGAAGACAGUUGCACGCCGCAGUCGCUUCCGCGCGACCGCAUCACUUCGAAGCGCACGAUUCUGCAUCCACGCGGUAUUUCCACGAUCGGGUGGUUGCCAAGUGGAUUUGGGUCCGAGACCUCUAGCCGUCAAGUGAUUACGACGGGCAACUCGGACCACGCAGUUGUGUUGUGGGAAGAGCACGAGGAUCGACAGAGUGGGGCUCUCGAUCUGAAGUGGAGCGUACUGCACCGUGACCAUCGCAGUGAAGUGAAGUCGCUUUGCAUCCAUUCCAAGCGCGAUUGUUUGUACACGGGUGGAUUUGACGGGCUGUUGAUUCGGUACGACGUGAACAAGGGAUGCACUGAGACAGUGAUGGAGCGCCGCAAGCCGAACAUUUGCAAGAUCAACUCGAUCCUCGAGCAUCCACACAACCCGAAUUUGCUUCUCGUUAGCAGCGUCGAGCAGGCUCAGCACAACAUGUUGUUGUAUGACGUCCGCCAGCGGUACGACAGCAGAGAGAUGUCGUUGACGUGGGAGGGUAGCUCAACGAGUCAGUACAUCGUACCGCGGUGGUCACCUGCAGGCUACCACGUCUCGUGUGGCAGCAAGACGGGUGUCGUGAAUAUCUGGGACGUGCGUAUGCGGGGCGACAAGUACCCUACAGUCGAGCCGCAGCAGGCGCUUCGUGUGCACAGCAAGACGGUGCUGCACGCGACGUGGCACCCGCGGUACGACGCAAUGUUCACCGUCUCGCACGACCGAACGCUUGGGUUGCUGACCUUCCGAUGA